AAAGAGCAGUAAGUUGUUAGUUGGUGUGCCGUGCCAUAGUAUAUGUAAGUAGGCCAAGUACCUAAUUUACAUUAUACAUUGUUAGUAUUCACUUUAGAAUUUCGACUUCAUCGAUUUUUCCUUUUUUCUUCGACACUUUCGACUUUAUACUUUUUUUUUUCUUUCCCUACUUUCGAACUUCCCGACCUUCUUUUUCUUUCUUUUUCGAAACCUUCUAAUUAAUACUCCGAUAGAAUUAGGUUUUCGUACUCACCGAGAGCUGUGUGGCAUGUUUGCCCCGCUCGAUACAACCUCAACAUCGCUCGUUUCGUCUAUUGCGCCGUGUAAAUUCUUUUCUAUUUAAUUCAGCAAAAUUAUCGUUAUUCACAAAUAUGGAAUAUCCGUGGCAAUCAGUUAUCGUGGCGAUUUUUGCCCUCCUAGGAGCGAUAGUGGUGGUUGUAUUAUGCGCUAGGUGGGGUGGAUGGUGCUCAUGUUCGGGGCGGCGGCGAACUACUACGAAUGAAAAGAAAUCAAAGCCUCCAGGCUUGCCGAAGUCGAUUCAGCAUGCGAUGACACAAUUAGAGGGCGUGACCGAGAAAAGAACCGGUCGUAAUCCGCAGACAGAAUCGGAAGAAGCCGAAUGCCCGAUAUGUCUUUCAUAUCUCUAUCCUAAAGAGAUACCCGCUGCAGCCACACCCACGACAAAUAGUGAAGUAGAUCUGGAGGCCGGGUUGUCGAGAACUACUACGUCAACUACCGAUACCGUUACGCAUGAAAAGAAGCGACAAUCUAUGCAGCCUGUCGAUGAUGAAGUACUGAAACUGAAAAGAUGUACACAUAUCUUCCACGCGAGGUGUCUAGCCACGUGGUUUCUGAGGAAAAAAUACGAUUGCCCCGUCUGUCGGACACCAUAUUACCAGGUGGUACCCGAAGUAGAGGAAGAAGAUUAUCGUAUGCAAGCAACAUUACCCGUCGUUGCUUUUUGGUAGACGGACUGACGGAAGAACCAAC
This is a messenger RNA of Hypoxylon trugodes, 990 nucleotides long. RefSeq lists its product as uncharacterized. The record is from RefSeq and is a predicted model, not a curated record. The coding region runs from base 372 to 968 and encodes 198 amino acids. The transcript has 3 exons. NCBI's taxonomy places the organism in Eukaryota, Fungi, Ascomycota, Sordariomycetes, Xylariales, Hypoxylaceae. Gene Ontology annotation, biological process: protein ubiquitination.